AUGGCUAGUUCUGCAUCUGCAUCAGACGUGCUUCUGUAUUUUGAUCACGGACGAGUGGAAAGAGUAAAGCUGAAGCGAACUUAUCCAAGCUUCCUCGACGGAGAGGAUCUCGCUGAGCGCAACAAUACUGGCGGACCGCGCCAUGUUCCAGGAAUCCACGUGGCCAUCAAUUUCGAGCGUCACCCCAACAUCCAAUUUUCACACGGUUUUGGCAUGUGGAAGCAGGAGCGCUUGAGCUCUCCCGAGCUCGCUAUGCUCCGGCUCAUGAAUGACCUCACAGAGGAGGAAAAUUGGCAGGCCGACGUUUUCAGUUUCCCUGCCAUGAGAAGAUGGAAGGUGUUAGCCCUUUCUAGCUAUUUUACCGACCACGAACUAUGGGACUGGUGCCUCUUUGAGCUGAUGGAGAAAGCAAAAGUGUACACCUCUUCAAAGCGGAUCUUUGUUUUGGACUCUGCAUCUCGCGUCUGCAAAUCAGAUCGGCUGAGAGAUACGCAUCUAUUCAAACAGCUGACUACAAAUACCGGAAAGCGUUCCAUAUCUCCUUGGCUGUAUCCAUUUAUCUAUGCGGGAUCGCCUAUUCGAGCAGAUGGCCGGGCCAUCGAUCUGGAGAAUGUCACGAGCAGUAUCGGCGGUGGGAUCAUCCCACCACGACCUUUUUGGGACGCUGACCACUGGAGUGGCGAAAUGCAAUACUACUCCAAAAAAUCAGAAUGGAUUGCAGCAGAUGUCAGAUUCACAGGAGAGGGCAACUCGGUGAAGUUUUUGUCACCAAUCAACAACCUGCACCCUCUCCGACACAAGCCCUUGUACUCCGCUAUAGAGAAUUUGAUAGCCGAGUCGAUUCCAGAGUGGAAUCAGGUCUUACUUUACAAAUCGCUUCAAAGAAACGGGUCGCGAAUCAAGUCGCCAGACAGACGCUGCAACGCGUGUAUUGGUACCACCAGUGGCUCUUGCUCCUGUGCUGUUGAAUUCAACAAGUUUUCAGAAUGGAUACAAGGCACUCUUGGCACUGGAACCGAGGAACCCCCUGAGAACUCAGAUUGGAGUCCUGCGCUGGCCUUGAAUGGAGAAUACGCAAAUGUGAAACGGCUUUACGACAGUGUGUCCCUAAGUCAGGGGUUUAAAGACAAAGGGUUGCAGGUUCACGUGGAGUUGGCGAAUCUGGAAACUGGUUCGGACAGAUCUACUCCAGCUGAAGACUCAUGGCGCUUUGAAUGGGGUCUCAAUGGCAAUCGCAACGAACGCAUCGUCGCUACCACUCUGGUGUGCCUGCGCCAAGAAAAUUUGAAAGAUAAUUCUGGGAAAAUCUUCUUUCGUUCCGAAAUAAAAAAGAAGAGUCGGACGGGAGAGGCUGUUGUGGGGAGAGUACAACCUAGCACUUCUGCCCCUUCACCAGUGUCUGGAUACUCCCUUUCGCCGCAUUUUCAGGAGCUGGGGAGCGUCAGCCUACCUGAGGGACGGGUGGUGACGUUUCCAAAUACCCUUCAGCACAAGUUGCGAAUGGAUCUUCAAGACGGGUCAAAACGUGGUCGACUGCAGUUCCUUGCUAUACAUCUCGUAGACCCCCACUACCGUGUCUGCUCAACACGGCAUGUGCCACCGCAGAGCGUGUCGUGGUGGUGGGAAGCCGCUAGACUCGGUUUUCUCUGUUGGCAGCACAAAAUUCCCCUCGAAAUUAAGAUGCUCUUUGUCGAUUUUGCCAUCGGCGAAGGCUGCGGGCACUCUAUACAGCAGGGAGAAGAAGCUGAGGAGCCCGGGCAAGCGCCGAAUGGCGACUCUAAUGGCGGAUCGAAUAAUCGCGUACGUUUCGCGCGUGACAACUCGCCCGAGCAAGUUCAAGAAGAGAAGCCGAUCCGAAUCGAGGCGGCGACAAAGAUGAGACAAAAGGCUCUAGACGAGCACAGCACCAUCAUUCGGGCACUUAACCACUUGCGAAUAUAUGGUGUACCGAGUCGGCUUCGCCCCUGGUAUAGACAUAAAUCCUCCAGCUCCAUACCUUUGGACCACGCCGAGCCAGAGGAGUCGGGUCUCAUCGCUGUCAACUCUGUAGUCAACGGUACUGGGGAUCUGGUUUGGGCUCCGGGAGAGGGAGAAGAAGAUGAUGUUGAGUCUGACGACGAGGAACCAAAUGGCGCGGCAACUGGUGGUCCAGCGCAGAAUGGCCCAACGCAAAAUGCCCCGACUCCAGUCGGCCAAGCACAAGCCAUACAGGCCUCAAACAGCCAGGCGCAAAACUUCCAGCCACAGCAUUCCCAUGUACAGACCAACCUGACAGCGAAUCUUCAGUGA
Akanthomyces muscarius is the source of this 2289-nucleotide messenger RNA. RefSeq lists its product as uncharacterized. Bases 1 to 2289 code for a protein of 762 amino acids. The record is from RefSeq and is a predicted model, not a curated record. The transcript is spliced from 3 exons. Lineage: Eukaryota; Fungi; Ascomycota; Sordariomycetes; Hypocreales; Cordycipitaceae.